GAUGCUACACAUGAGAAUCCGGCACAGAUUCAAAAAUCGCAUGGGAAUAUGGUAUUUAGUAAAACAUACGCGAUGAUCGUUAGAAAUGCUCUAAAUACUAAAAGUGGUCCGGUGGUGGCACGUGGUGGUUUAGAUAAUGCUCUUAAUGGUAUGUUUUCUGUGGCACAUUUAAGCGCGUUAUGCGGGUG
Messenger RNA from Racocetra persica, 188 nucleotides. NCBI's taxonomy places the organism in Eukaryota, Fungi, Glomeromycota, Glomeromycetes, Diversisporales, Gigasporaceae. The record is from the annotation of a GenBank genome assembly.